Molecule: messenger RNA, 471 nt
Organism: Symbiodinium natans
Lineage: Eukaryota; Dinophyceae; Suessiales; Symbiodiniaceae
Source: the annotation of a GenBank genome assembly
AUGCAUGAGCUUUCGAUGCAAAACUCCAUUGUGGUCGUUGCCUAUGCGUUGAGGUGGAUCAUGAUCAUGACUACCACCAUCUUCGCCCUGAUGGGCGUGUGGCUCUUCUACACGAUGCUCGGGCGAAGCCAGGUCAUCCACUCGUGCUUGCGAGCACACGUUUGCGUGCUUGAGAGUCCAUCCGCUUCAGGCUUCGUGCAACUUGGCACCCAUUGCAGCAUGCUGUUGGCCACGUUGCAGGGUACGCGCCACUUGCAGUGUCAAGUUAAGGCAGUUGCUGACGAGCUUCGUGCUGAUCUACGGCAUGGUGGUGUUGGGCUGCGUCAGCCACCAUGUGAAGUCUGUUGCGGACGCAAUUCCUGUCGUGGUUCUGCUUGGCUCCGGAAUGGUGGGACCGCUAAUGAGCCUUCGAUGGAACUAGCAUCAUUUGCUAGCCUUUCCACUGUUUCAGACUUCGUCUCCAAGGGGUAG